AUGAACUCUAUGAUCUUACAUGUCCGACCUUCAUCAGAUACUCAAUGGGCAGGUGAAAGUUCGAAUGGAUUCCAUAUAACUCCCACUUACAAGAAACAUCCCACGCCGUAUAUAUGCAUCAACAAGUCAUUGGAAAAUUGGAAUCCGGUCCAUUACACCUCUCAGAGUCGGGAUGAGACUGAAGUAGUGGAUAUAUCAUUGUUGGACAAUACAGCUCAUGAUGAGAUGGACAUGGAAGUGGUGGAUGCUCUUCUAGAAAAAGGAUUUGAUGGUGGUCAAGUAACGUCGAAUAGCAGUUUGAAAUUUGUCGUUCGUUGA
Messenger RNA from Kwoniella mangroviensis CBS 8507, 318 nucleotides. RefSeq lists its product as uncharacterized. NCBI's taxonomy places the organism in Eukaryota, Fungi, Basidiomycota, Tremellomycetes, Tremellales, Cryptococcaceae. The record is from RefSeq and is a predicted model, not a curated record. Bases 1 to 318 code for a protein of 105 amino acids. The transcript has a single exon.